UCAGGUUGUUCAUGGGGGCUGCUGUCAAACACACGGAGCACAUCAAAACAUCAGUGUCUGUAAAGACAAAUGCAUCAGAAUACGGGACCGUCCAUCCGCCGUCCCUCAGAAACGAUCAUCCGACAACAUGGCGAGCGUCCGAGCAGCGUCCCGUCUCCUCUCCAAGAGGGUCCUCUCCAAAACCACAGCUGUCCCUGCAGCAGCAGUCCAGGGCUCCAGGAACUUUCACUUCUCCAUCUAUGGCAAGAAGAAAAGUGCAAGUGUAUCAAAUGAUAUUUCAACCCAGUACCCGGUUGUAGAUCAUGAGUUUGAUGCUGUGGUGGUCGGAGCAGGAGGUGCAGGACUAAGGGCAGCGUUCGGCUUGUCGGAGGCUGGAUUCAACACUGCCUGCAUUACCAAGCUCUUCCCAACCAGGUCUCACACAGUUGCUGCUCAGGGUGGGAUCAAUGCAGCUUUGGGGAACAUGGAGGAGGAUGACUGGAGGUGGCAUUUCUAUGACACAGUGAAGGGAUCUGAUUGGCUGGGAGACCAAGACGCCAUCCACUACAUGACAGAGCAGGCACCUGCAGCCGUUGUAGAGCUGGAGAACUUUGGCAUGCCUUUCAGCCGCACUGAAGAAGGGAAGAUCUACCAGAGAGCCUUUGGAGGUCAGAGUCUGAAGUAUGGGAAAGGAGGCCAGGCUCACCGCUGCUGCUGUGUUGCAGACAGAACUGGACACUCGCUGCUGCACACACUUUAUGGAAGGUCACUACGUUACGACACCAGCUACUUUGUGGAGUACUUUGCUCUGGACCUGCUAAUGGAGAACGGAGAGUGUAAAGGAGUGAUUGCUCUCUGCAUGGAGGACGGAUCUAUUCACCGAUUCAGAUCCCAGAACACUGUCAUCGCUACCGGGGGUUAUGGAAGAACAUACUUCAGCUGCACAUCUGCCCACACCAGCACAGGAGAUGGGAAUGCUAUGGUGACCAGAGCUGGCCUGCCCUGCCAGGAUUUGGAGUUUGUGCAGUUCCAUCCCACUGGUAUCUACGGAGCCGGCUGCCUGAUCACAGAGGGUUGCCGUGGUGAGGGAGGCAUCCUGAUCAACAGUGAGGGAGAGCGUUUCAUGGAGCGCUACGCACCCAACGCUAAAGACCUGGCCUCCAGAGACGUGGUGUCCCGCUCCAUGACCAUUGAGAUCAGAGAGGGCAGAGGUGUAGGCCCAGAUAAGGAUCACGUGCACCUGCAGCUCCACCACCUGCCCCCCCAACAGCUCGCCACGAGGCUGCCAGGUAUCUCAGAGACAGCUAUGAUCUUUGCUGGUGUUGAUGUCACUAAAGAGCCCAUCCCCGUCCUGCCCACUGUUCAUUACAACAUGGGCGGAGUACCCACCAACUACAAGGGCCAGGUGAUCACACAUACUGAUGGAGCAGACAAGGUUGUUCCUGGACUGUACGCCUGUGGUGAGGCAGCCUGUGCCAGCGUGCAUGGUGCUAACAGGCUGGGUGCUAACUCUCUGCUGGAUCUGGUGGUGUUUGGCAGAGCCUGCGCCCUCACCAUUGCAGAGGAACACAAACCAGGCGAGACUCUUUCCCCUCUGAAGCCCAGUGCAGGAGAGGAGUCAGUGGCCAACCUGGACAAGCUGAGGUUUGCUAACGGAAGCCUGAGAACCUCAGAGAUCAGGCUCAACAUGCAGAAGACCAUGCAGGCUCAUGCUGCAGUGUUCAGAACCGGCUCUGUUCUGAAAGAGGGAUGCGACAAGAUGGACGCCAUUUACGAAACCAUGGAGGAUCUGAAGACCUUUGACAGAGGCAUUGUGUGGAACACAGACCUGGUGGAAACACUGGAGCUUCAGAAUCUGAUGCUGAACGCGGUCCAGACCAUCCACUCAGCCGAGCAGAGGAAGGAGAGCAGGGGAGCCCAUGCCAGAGAGGACUUCAAGGACCGUAUUGAUGAGUACGACUACUCAAAGUCCUUGCAGGGUCAGGAGAAGAAGCCCUUCGAACAGCACUGGAGGAAGCACACCAUGUCCUACGUCGACCCAAAGACUGGAAAGGUGACCCUGGAGUACCGCCCAGUCAUAGACGUCUCUCUUGACGAGCAGGACUGUGCCCACGUUCCACCUGCCAUCCGCUCCUACUAAGAUCUCCUCUUGUCCACUCGUCCUCCUUUUGUCUCCUUGUCCUCCGCUGUCCUCCCAUGUCCAAUUGUCUCAUUUAUUUACUAUUUAUGGAGCUACUCUUCCUUAAUUAGAGAUGACAUCUUGAGACAUAUUCUGCUCAUGGUUGCACAUUUGUAUCCAUUUAGAGUAGAUGAAUACAUAAGAGUCCUGUCCUCACUGCUUUGCUCCUCUCUUUCAUGUGUGUUUUGCCUUCUUUCAAUCUGUUUGCAGCAGAUGUAUUUCAACACGGUUUUCAACCCCUCACUCUGUGAGACGGUUUUGUAUAUAUCACAAUGCAUUCAAGACAAGUGAGAGAUUCCAGCUGAAGAUCAAAAUGUAGUGCAGUUCACUUGUACAACCACACUGGAUAUCACAUGAUGACGAUGUAGUCUCUUGUCCUUGUCUUGCAUGGCAUUAAACGUGACUGAUUACAGCUUCUCUGCUUUGGAUCUAUGAAGUACAGAGUUUGUGGGAGGUAGGGACUGAAACAUAAAAUGCACAUGUUGUCAGUGAGGUAUGGAGAGGGUAUAAGUUUGUAAAUAUUAAAGAAAUGUUAAAUAAAAAAUCCAGUUAUACUGUA
This is a messenger RNA of Notolabrus celidotus (New Zealand spotty), 2717 nucleotides long. It is a transcript of the gene sdha, whose product is annotated as succinate dehydrogenase complex, subunit A, flavoprotein (Fp). The record is from RefSeq and is a predicted model, not a curated record. Bases 128 to 2119 code for a protein of 663 amino acids. The transcript is spliced from 16 exons. Gene Ontology annotation, molecular function: succinate dehydrogenase (quinone) activity; flavin adenine dinucleotide binding; electron transfer activity. Gene Ontology annotation, biological process: mitochondrial electron transport, succinate to ubiquinone; tricarboxylic acid cycle. Lineage: Eukaryota; Metazoa; Chordata; Actinopteri; Labriformes; Labridae.